This is a messenger RNA of Rhopalosiphum padi (bird cherry-oat aphid), 3164 nucleotides long. Its product is annotated as sulfhydryl oxidase 1-like. Gene Ontology annotation, biological process: protein folding. Gene Ontology annotation, cellular component: Golgi membrane. Gene Ontology annotation, molecular function: flavin-dependent sulfhydryl oxidase activity; protein disulfide isomerase activity. The coding region runs from base 962 to 2803 and encodes 613 amino acids. Lineage: Eukaryota; Metazoa; Arthropoda; Insecta; Hemiptera; Aphididae. The transcript has 3 exons. The record is from RefSeq and is a predicted model, not a curated record.
UUUAGUGAUUAUAGUGAAUAUUAGUGAAUGCGGUUAAUUGUCCGACAUACAAAUUACAGACAUCUGACGUACGACAUUCUAACAUUUAGUUUCAGACUAGUAUUUCAAUCGGUAGAAUGUCAAUACUCACUAACCAGUACUACGAACUAGUGGGCAGUGGCGUAACGUAAUACGUUCACAGAACACUGAAAGUAUUUUUAAAUCUUCCUGGAGUCCCCUUAGCCCCCCUUUCCACCUUCCCGUGGCUACGCCGCUGUUAGUUUCAACCAAAACAAUUGUCAGUUGGCCAGUCAACAACACUUUGUGGAGUGUAUACUUUAAAACAAUUCCAAACAACAACUUUUAACUUGCUGGUGUCCAUCGGGGCAUAUAACAGGGUGCGUGACACAGCAGGCCGCAGCAGUCAUAAGUUGAUUUUAUUCGUAAAUCGCGGUUGUGACUCAUUUUAAGGAAGAAAUAAAUAAUGCUGUUGUACGAUAGUAGGUAAUAAUAAUGUCCGUUGUCUCGUAGUCGUCUAUUCGACUAGCGUCUGACGAACGCUAAAACACAAGACGUAACGAAUAACUACGAUUAUCGAUUAAUAAUAAAGUGAUGUUAUUACGCUCUACAGUGAUCAGUAGUCGAUCGUUAAAAGUCUGCGGAGCCGUCGUCAGGCGGUGGAAGAGAAGACGAAAGCGAUCUCGAUCGACGUCGUCACGCCACAGUACCUACGACUACGACGGCCGGUUCCGUCGCUCAGUUCCGCCGCAUCACUCGUGCGUUUCGGUCCGUCUCCGUCCCGUGUUCGGUCUGUUCUGUCGGAAGACGGGGGACAAUCACGUAAGGCAGUCUAUGCAGAUAUAGUACGUGACAUCCACACGCGGACAGUCUUGUACGGCGUCCACCAUCGCCGUCGUCGGAGACGGUUGCAGUUCGUCGCGUCGCACGCAGUGACUCAGCCUAGUCUUCACACGACUAGAAGAUGUUGUCACGUUUUAGCGGCCGCCUUGUGGUCGUCCUGCUCAUAGCAGCGCUCAAUACUGGUCCGGCGUGCACAGAACUUAUUGGCCUAUACGAAGACACUGAUUUGAUGGAAAUAUUGGAUAAAACUAAUUUUAAUGACAAAGUAUUGCAAGGAAACACAUCUUAUGUGAUUGAGUUUUACAAUGCCUUUUGUGGACAUUGUAUACGGUUUUCAACCCCUUGGAAAGGACUUGGAAUUCAAGUCUACGGGUGGAGAAAUUAUGUAAAAGUUGGUGUAAUUGACUGUUCAAAUGAAAUAAACAGUCAAAUAUGCCGAGAUUAUGAAGUCAUGGCUUAUCCUACUGUACGCUACUUUCCUCCUCGGCCAGCAUCAGAUAAUAUUGGAAAAGAAUUUAUUAGGUCUUUUAAUAUACAAGUUAUGAAAGAUUUUCUCAUUAAAAUGCUUCAAGAAACUCAAAAAAACACAACUGAAUCAACUUUGUGCGAUAUACAGCCCUACGAAAAAGUCAAUGUAGAAUUGGAUACAAAUAAUAUUUUAACAUUUAUUGUAAUUGAUAAAUCAAACAAUAAGCUUGCGCAGGAGCUUAUUAUUGAUUUCUGUCCAGUCAAAAGAGUUAAAAUAAUAAGCGCAGAAAAUUCUAACACAGAAUUGGCUGACCUAUUAAAAACAGAAACAUAUCCAAGUCUUUAUCUGGUUGAAAACAAUAACCAAUUCAAAUUUUUAGCUAGUGGAAAUAACAAAACAAAUUUUACAAAUGUCAUUAAUAAGUACUUGGAAACAGUGCACAUGACUCCAUUUAGUUUAAUUGAUAUUACUACAACGCUUUAUAAUUUAUUAUUUCAAAAAGACAAAGGUUCAGUGCAUAACGAUAACACAGUUUAUUUGUCAGAUUUAGAAGCUACUUUAAGAUAUUCUUUAGAACAUGAGAUUCUAUCACGGAGUGUUAUCACUGGUGAGUCAUUAAAUGCGUUGAAUAGUUACUUAGAACUUCUUAUUGAAUGUUUCCCUUCUAGCAUUAGAGGUAAAAAAUUCAUUAAGUUAAUAUGGGAUCAUACACGUUUCAAUAAAACAGUAUCAGGAGAGAAACUUGGAAAUUUUAUUAACGGCUAUGAAUUAUUGUUAAAACCUUAUGUUACUAAUCAUAUUUGGAUUGGAUGUGAAGGUAGCCAGCCAAUGUAUAGAAAAUAUCCAUGUGGCUUAUGGACUAUGUUUCAUACACUUGCAGUACAAGCAUCUACAAAGAAUUUGAUAACAUUUAAUGGAAAACAAGUUUUGGAAACUAUUGCUGGUUAUGUAAAACAUUUCUUUGGAUGUACUGAUUGUUCUGAACAUUUCAUGAAUAUGGCUACAACAAUUCAAACCAAUGUUUCUUCAUUGGAUGAUGCAGUGCUGUGGCUUUGGUCAGCUCAUAAUCAAGUAAAUCAAAGACUUAAGGGUGAUGUUACUGAAGAUCCAAUGCAUCCAAAAAUAUUAUUUCCGUCGAAAGUACAUUGUGAAACAUGUUAUCAAAAUGGUACUGAUAUGUGGAAUAAAACUGAAGUGCUAAAAUAUUUGAAAAAUAUGUAUUCAGCCAUCAGUCUUCAAAAGACACCAUAUGAUAAUAUUCAUUCUCAACCUAAAAAUUUGAUAAUUUCCGGUAAAAGAUCCAUUGACGACGAUGAUGAUAUUAAUUAUAAUAACAAUGUGCUUGAUGAAAAAGUAUGGAUGUUUGAUAUUAAUACUUGUAUGGUAAUAUAUAUUUUAUCAUGUAUUGUUUUAAUGACCUUAUUUUAUUUAUUGUUGGUGAAGAAGCACUGUAAAAAAAAUAAAUUUAUUUAUUUGAUACGGGGUAAAGUUUGAUUGUUACUAUAAUUUAAAUGUUUUUUUUUCUAUUAAAUAUAAUUUAAAUUUGUUACUAAGAUAUUAUAUAUUUUAUACAACUCAUUUACAAAUUUAAAAAUAAUUUAACUAUAAGACUGUGUUAUGUAAUAAAUACAAAUAGAUUCUGAUAUAUUAAAUUAAAAAUGUAUUUUUGCUUUCACAUUUUGAAUAUUAUAAUAAAAUGUUACCUACAUAUUAUUAAUUUUAAUACAAAUAAUUCUUUAUCUUAUAUGUUAUUUUGUGUACUAUUUGCAAAUGCUAAAACAAUUUGUUAUUUUGGAAAAUUUUACUACAAAAUGUUUUUACUUUAUUAAACAGUAUAAGAUUUUAGUUUCAUAAA